Messenger RNA from Aspergillus aculeatus ATCC 16872, 816 nucleotides. RefSeq lists its product as uncharacterized. Lineage: Eukaryota; Fungi; Ascomycota; Eurotiomycetes; Eurotiales; Aspergillaceae. The record is from RefSeq and is a predicted model, not a curated record. The transcript is spliced from 2 exons. Bases 1 to 816 code for a protein of 271 amino acids.
AUGACACGUCUUCUGAGCAACUGUUUCGUCCAAGCGAUAUCAGAAAUUAUCCUCAUUCCACGAGAGAAUAAGCUGGAACUACAGGACAAAUGGGAUCGGGUGCAAACGCUUCGCCAGAUAUACCAUCAUCUGGUCUUCGGUCCGACGUACGACUGGCAGAUGAUUUCCGAUUUCAUUCGAUCCGAAAAGCGCCUGGUGUUUCUGGCUCAGAAAGAGGAGUUCUUUCGAGAAUGUAAGAAACGCUACGAAUCAAUGCUCAAACGCGACUUGGUUCCCGAUCGAGAUUCUGUCCAAGGCAAGCUGAAGAACGCCCAAAAGUCAUCGUCAAAAGCGCACCAGGAGCUUUGGUACGAACGGCAACAACGUUUCAAGAUCCUCUCAGCGAUUCCCGAUGGACCUCUGCGACGUGCUCUCCCCGCCCGCGCCUUCGCUCCCCUCCCAUCUCAUACCAGCAGCGCUGGCAGCGCUGGCAGCAGCACCACCAGCGCCAGCAGCAGCGCCACCUUCAUCGCGGUCUUCAUCACCAGCAUCAGGCCCUCCUCCUUCUCCUCCUCAUCCUCCUGUUACUCCUCAUGCUGCUCCCGCUCCUCCCGCUCCGCCAAAAGCUCCGGUCGCUCCUCUCCCUCCUCUCCCUCCACCAGUUACCCAGGAGCAGCGACUCGAGCUGCAGCAAUGGCUGCUGCGGCAAUAUGCCCAGCAGCAACCCACGCAGCAGCCAUCCAAGCCCCCGCAAAAGGCUCAAAGCUCCCUGCGUGGAAUUUUGAGCAAAAUCGUCCCCAAGUGGGGGAAUCCGCCGGCCCAGCAGGGGUCAACUGA